Messenger RNA from Schistosoma curassoni, 671 nucleotides. The record is from the annotation of a GenBank genome assembly. Lineage: Eukaryota; Metazoa; Platyhelminthes; Trematoda; Strigeidida; Schistosomatidae.
AUUGUUUUGGUUUCGGUUUUAACUUAACCAGUUUGUAAUGAAAAAUGUAAACCCUCUGUAACUUUCUGUUUAAUAAAAGCAGUAAUUCAUUAAUAACUAAAUCAGUCAUUUCUUUUUAAAACACUUAUUAGGCGUUAUCAUUGGAAAAACUCUGAUCCUGUUAUGAUAGCUAGAAGGAUCGGUACAAUAAAUUGGGUUCUUUUGCGUGAUAAGAUAAAUGAAAUGAAUGAUAGACAUGAGAAAGAAGCUAACCCACACACCAUACGUGCUCAGAUUAUUGCAUCCCAGUUACAAAAUAUGUCAAGAGAAACAACAAUAAGUCAUACAAAACAUGAAGAUGGCUUUGAAAAAUGUACAAAGGAAGGGAGUAUUGAGUCUACUGACCAUAAAGGUGGUCCAUACACCAAAGGAAUGACACCAGAAGAACGGAAACAGUUUUUCAGAACAAAAUUAAAUCAGAAAGCUCGUGAAGGUUUUCGAUUUUGGGUAACCGAACGGCCUAAACCAACAAAAUUUGGCCAUUACUCAAUGGGAGCCAAAUAUACUUUCCUCGGAUUAUGCAAUGCCCCGAGAAGUUGAAUAUUUCAUUGUAUUGUACUGUUUGUUCCCAAUAAAAUACACUCAAUUCCUUUUUAGUAAAAUGUGCUAUGUUAAAUAAAAAACUACGCACA